UCACCAUCGUAGGUUGGCCCGUCAACAACGUCAGAGACUCUCCAGUUUCUUUUUUCUUAAAAAAACACUCAUCUAUAUAUAGCACACCUGAUGACCGAUGGCUCUCCGUGCCUCUGGCCAUUUGUUCCUCAACAGUGCAAGCUAGCUAGUGCAGGGGAGGACCAAAGAACAGAAAAGUACAAGAAGGCCGAAAGAGCCAUGUCGGCAAUGGUGGUGAGCGCAUACAAGGGGGUGAUCGACUCUGUUCUUGCGAAGCUCAUAGCGCUGAUGACAGGGGACAUGUGCUCCACCUUCAUAGGCGUGUCCAGCGCAGACGUCCUGUUUCUCAGGGACGAGCUGCCCGCCAUGAAUGCUCUCCUCGAGAAGCUGGACGACGCUGAAGAUCUUGAUCCGGAGGCAAAACACUGGAGGAAGCAAGUCAGGGAAAUGGCCUACGACAUCGAAGACUGCAUCGAUGAUUUCAGUAGCAACGUGGCAAGCGUCGACGCAAGGGCAGGCUUCCUCCAGAAGGCUUCCCAUUUCCUCAAGACCUGCAGGGCCCAUCUUGAGGCUGCCUGGCAGAUCAAGGAGCUCAAGACUCGUCUGCUGGAGAUCAAUGAGCGGCGUAAGAGGUACAGAGCUGAGGACUCCAUCUCUAGCACUGCAGCAUCAGUGAUGGUUGAUCCUCGCAUAUCGGCAUUCUACAAGGAGGCGGCCAGCCUUGUGGGCAUUGAUGGCCCGAAGAGAGAGCUUACCAAAUUGGUCAUGGAUGGAGAGAAGAAGCUAAAGGCUAUGUCCAUCGUUGGUUUUGGAGGAUUAGGCAAGACCACCCUUGCUAGUCAGGUGUACCGUGAAGUUGGAGGGCAGUUCAACUGCAAGGCAUUUGUGUCUGUUUCUCAGAAGCCAGACAUGGUGAGGCUACUCACAAGUGUGCUACUACAGCUCAAGCAACACCCCUCUCAUGCUUGCGGGGUCCAACAUCUCAUCGACAACCUCAGGGAAUAUCUAAUGGACAAGAGGUACUUAAUUGUAGUGGAUGAUUUGUGGGAUGUUCCCUCAUGGAAUAUUAUUGAAUGUGCUUUUCCACAAAAUAAUGAGCAUAGCAGAGUUAUAAUAACUACAAGACAUGGGGAUGUGGCUAGGACAUGUUCCAGUGACCAUGGAUGCAUCCAUAAUAUGAAGCCCCUAAAUGAGCAAGACUCAAGGAAAUUAUUCUUUAAUAGAAUAUUCGGAUCUAAAGAUGAAUGUCCUUCUCACUUGACAGAAGUUUCAUGCAAAAUUUUGAAGAAGUGUGGUGGCCUACCGCUCGCAAUUGUUACUGUAGCUAGUAUUUUAGCUUGCCAUCCUAUGAGGCUGAAGGAGCAGUGGGAGUACAUUCAAAGUUCUCUGGCCACUAAUAAAUUUGCAAGAAAGUCCACCUUGGAAGAACUGAUGCAUAUCUUAGAACUCAGCUACAAGAGUCUCCCCCGUCAUCUGAAGGCAUGCUUUCUUUAUCUCGGUGCUUACCCAGAGGAUUGUGUGAUUAGCAAGGCUGAGCUAGUUAAACGGUGGGUGGCAGAAGGUUUUGUGAGUAACAACUCUCUUGGACAAGAUGCAUGGGUUGUUGGGGAGAGCUAUUUCAAUGAGCUGGUCAAUAGAAGCAUGAUCCAACUUCCACAUCAGGACUACUACACUGAGAUAUCUCAUUGCAGAGUCCAUGAUAUGAUGCUUGAUAUGAUUUUAAGGAGGUGCAAGGAAGACAACUUCAUCAGCGUCAUACAUGAUCCACAAGCAGCUACAGAAGCGCAAGACAAGAUUCGCCGACUCACCGUCAAUCUGAAUGGUGCAGAGGCUAGCACAAUGGCUAUGACCGUUACUAGGCAAGUGUCGCAAGUCCGUUCUCUUGCCGUAUUUGGAGCAUCCAAGUGGGUACCUCCUUUGUUGGAGUUCAAGUUUCUACGAGUGCUGUUCCUUGAAUUCUUCUUGCGUGAGAUGGUAAUCGACCUCACGGGUAUCAACCAACUGCCGCAGCUGAGAUACUUGAAGGUUGAGUGCAAGGAAUGCCUGUUGGAUGGAGACAUACCAUCACAGCUCUCCAUAAUGCUGCCUGGUCAGAUCCGAAGGCUGCAGUACCUGGAGACUUUGGAAUUGCCUUGGGUAUCAGAAUGCAGCAUUCCAUCAAUAUCAGGUGUUGUUGAUCUGCCACGGUUGUCCCACCUUGUGUUGCGACAGCAUAAGGGGGGAUUGCCGGAUGGGAUUGGGAAAGUGAAAUCGCUGCGCACUUUGCACGGCUUCAAUCUACCAGGGAGCUCACUGGAAAAUAUUGGUGGCCUCGGCGAGCUCACCAGCCUGACUGACCUGUCCCUCCAUUGUGGCAAAGGGCAACAGAAAUCAACCACACCAGGAUGGAUGGCUGCUCUGAGUUGCUCCCUCGAGAAGCUCAACAACCUCAGAGGGCUUUCUGUGAGGUCUAACAGUCUCAGCUGCUGUGCUGACGCAAUGAGCAGCUGGUCUUCACCUCCUUUCCUCAACCUCGAGAAGCUUGACCUGCUUGACUGGACCUUCUCUGAAGUUCCCAAAUGGAUUGGCCGUCUCCAUAGCCUCCGGGAGCUGGCACUGGGAGCGAAGCAGAUACUGCAGGAAGAUGUCAGCAUGGUUGGGACAAGGCUGCCCUUGCUCAUCCAUCUAAGCCUACGCGUCGUUCCUGCAGGCAUCCCGGCCAAGGAAACACAGAUGAUCAUGAUAGCAGGCUCCAUGGGAUUCACGGCUCUCCGGUUCUUCUGUUUCGACUCUAGCAGGAUGUCGUGCCUGGCAUUUGGGGCAGGUGCUAUGCCCCGGCUCCGGCGCCUGCUGGUAGGACUGGAUCCACUGCAAUGGGACGAGGCCACGCCUGUUGGGCUCGAGCACCUCUCACGCCUCGAGGAAAUCCGAGUACUGACGGCAUCCCCAUCUGCUGCUGCUGCUGCGGGAUCUGAAUCGAUGAAAGUCGACAGGUCCGCGCUUGUCAAGGGCAUGUUCCAGGAUGCUGCCAGUGCUCUCCCGAGUCGCCCGGCAUUUACCCUGCUCCCAAGGAUUCGUUCCCUCUCUGAUCACAUAAAUUGCUGUAAAAUUAAUAUGGAGACUGUCGCCUGUAAGUAGGAAUUUUUUUUAAUGCAAUGUCUGUACUCGUCACAACGAGCCCCUUAUGUACAUGAGGACUGGUCACCAUUGUACUCAAGUUUCACAUA
Messenger RNA from Panicum virgatum (switchgrass), 3185 nucleotides. Its product is annotated as disease resistance protein RGA5-like. The transcript has 3 exons. Gene Ontology annotation, biological process: defense response to other organism. NCBI's taxonomy places the organism in Eukaryota, Viridiplantae, Streptophyta, Magnoliopsida, Poales, Poaceae. Bases 91 to 3096 code for a protein of 1001 amino acids. Gene Ontology annotation, molecular function: ADP binding. The record is from RefSeq and is a predicted model, not a curated record.